CGGCUGCCGGCGGCGGCGGACAGGGAGCUCUCUGCGGGCGCAGUGCUGAUCCGCCGGCGGGCGGCCGGGAAUGCGAAGCAAUGGCCGCGGGCGGCUCGGGCACCAGCAGCGGCGGCGGCGGCAGCGCGGAGGAGAAGACCUACCGCCGCUUCCUCGAGCUGUUCUUGGGCGAGUUCCGCGGGCCCUUCGGGGCAGAGCCAGAACCAGAGCCGGCGCCCGCUCCGGCUCCUACUCCUGCUGCCGACGCCGCGGCCGCCGCUGACGAGGACCCCGGAGCCGAAGGAGAAGCGGGAACGGCUGCUGAGGCGGAGGAGGGCGAGAGCGACCCCGGCGACCCUCAGCCGCCUGCCCCACCGCCGCCUCCCCCGCCGCUGCCCCCGCUGCCCCGGCCGCUGUCGGAGCACAUCACGGAGGAGGAGGUGGAGGGCGAGUGCCUGGACCUGUGUCUGCAGCAGCUCUACAAGUAUAAUUGCCCUUCAUUUUUGGCUGCUGCUUUAGCUAGAGCAACUUCAGAUGAAGUCCUUCAGAGCGAUCUUUCAGCACACUACUUACCAAAGCAUGUGGACAACGCAGAUGGAAUCAUACAGAUUGAGACAGUGAAACUAGCCCGCUUAGUUUUCAGCAAACUGCAUGAGAUCUGCAGCAACUGGGUGAAAGACUUUCCACUCCAGCCAAAGCCCCACCGCUACUACGAGACGUCCAUCCACGCCAUCAAGAACAUGCGCAGGAAGAUGGAAGACAAGCACGUCUGCAUCCCAGACUUCAACAUGCUCUUCAACCUUGAGGACCAAGAAGAACAAGCCUAUUUUGCAGUGUUUGAUGGUCACGGGGGAGUGGAUGCUGCCAUCUAUGCCUCCAUCCAUCUCCACGUGAACAUGGUCCACCAGGAGAUGUUCCAGCAGGACCCGGCGGAGGCACUGUGCCGAGCCUUCCGGGUGACCGACGAGCGCUUUGUCCAGAAGGCAGCCAGAGAGAGCCUGCGUUGUGGAACCACCGGGGUGGUGACUUUCAUCCGAGGAAAUAUGCUGCAUGUGGCUUGGCUUGGGGACUCCCAGGUUAUGCUUGUGAGGAGAGGGCAAGCUGUGGAGCUGAUGAAACCCCACAAACCAGAUCGAGAGGAUGAGAAGAAGCGCAUUGAGGCACUUGGUGGCUGUGUGGUCUGGUUUGGAGCCUGGAGGGUGAAUGGGAGCCUGUCAGUCUCCAGAGCUAUUGGAGAUGCUGAGCACAAGCCAUACAUCUGUGGGGAUGCAGACUCUGCCUCCACCAUACUAGAUGGCUCUGAAGACUACCUCAUUUUAGCCUGCGAUGGCUUCUAUGACACAGUCAAUCCCGAUGAGGCAGUCAAAGUGGUGGCUGACCAUCUGAAGGAGAAUAAUGGUGACAGCAGCAUGGUAGCACAUAAAUUAGUAGCAUCUGCUCGGGAUGCCGGUUCCAGCGACAACAUAACUGUCAUUGUGGUAUUUCUCAGGGACAUGAACGCAGCAGUUAAUGUUAGUGAGGAGUCAGACUGGACAGAGAACUCUUUUCAAGGUGGGCAAGAAGAUGGUGGGGAAGAUAAGGAAAACCAUGGAGACUGCAAACGACCGUGGCCCCAACACCAGUGCUCAGCACCUGCAGACCUAGGGUACGAAGGACGCGUGGAUUCCUUCACCGACAGAACUAGCUUAAGCAUAGGCUCCAGCAUUAACCUGUUUGAUGAUCAAGGCUAUUUAGACCUGACAAAACCAGAAACUAGUACAUCUCAGAGUGCCAAAUGUCUGCCACCAAGUCAAGUGUUGAGUCCUGUCAUACCAAAGAGUGUGAAUGUGAUCAACAGCGUAACAGUGAAGAGUGAACCUCCAGAGUACAUGUCGUCUAUCUGUGGACAGAGCGGUCCCAGGGAGUACAACACUCCUCUUCAUGUGGGUGCUGCUGGGCUGAGCACUUACAGGGUGAAGGGUUUAUCCCCCAUCUUCUUUGGGCUGGAAGAUGAACUGUUGAAAUCCUUGGGAAAACGAGCUGCAUUCUUUCGCUUCCGGCUCUGUAACGGGAAGAGGCGGCGAGGAGCCAGGCUCAAACCAAAGUUUCACACGCUGCUCCAGGCUCGGGAGCCUCCCCAUAUAGAAGGAUCCAGUCUGUCCUUACCUGUCCGUGCCCGCGGCAGCACAAGGUGUUUGGUAAGACACUCGCCGUGGUGGGGGCUGGCUAGUCAUAACGCUUCCAACGACAGCAUGGUUUUGAUGCGAAGACAAAGUAAUUGUAUACCAGAUUCAUACCUUCAUCAACGCUGUAAAAUGUAACCAUCUCCCUCGUGUUCCCCCAUCAGACUCCCAAAGUAGACAUUCCCUGAAAAAAACUGGCAUCAUCAGGCAGCGAAAAGGUGGGCAUUUCCGAACUGUACCCGUCCCCCGCAGAGCUCAAACCAUCUGUAAAUACAUCUAGGAAUUAACAAAUGUAGUUGUUUCAAUCAAUAACAGUUUGGUGGUGGUGCCACCCUGAGCAAUGCCACAGCCACCCGAGCACCCCCACACACGAGUAUUUAGCCACAUUCACCAGGGAAAGCCAAGCAGCUGGUUCGGGCGGAUAGACACGGUGAGGGCAGCGGCGGUGGCAACGCGGAGAGCCGAGCCCGCCCGAGGUACGUCUGCUGAGCAAUAUGUAAAGAGAGAUUCUGGUUCAGAACUGCCAAAUUUUUUUAGAGGGGGGGGGAAGUUUCCAUAGAAGUCAAGGUGUGUGGGUUGGGGGUUUUUGUGUGUGUGUGUGUGUGUUCUGCUUUCUGUUUGUUUAUUUCAGGCAAGCAUUAAGAUGAAUUAGAAAAUUACAUCCACUUUUGCAGGUAGAUGACUAAAAGCCAUACAGGGUUUUACCAGGUAACUUAGGAAUGGACAAACUAAGCUCCUGCUGCUCUGUUCUCAGACUCUGCUUGAGGUACAGACUCAUAAUUUACUUGUUUUUUUUUUCAUGUAACAUAAAAUGUGGAAUAUCAAAACUGGUUUUUGUAGUUUCUAAAAGUCCUUUCCUAUGGCUAGCAGUGCAGUGUAGGGAACUUCGUGUCUUUCUGGUGCUUUAGUGGCAUUUCUCUUGUUUGUCAGUUUAGGAAACUGUUCUCAGUUAGUUUUAAUUGAACAAUGAUUGUGCAUAAUGCUUUGAGCUGACCUCUUUCCACCGGAACUUCAUCUCAGGUCUUAAAAGAAACCAAUCAGUGGAGGUGUUCAGUACUACACUACUGUCACUCAGCUGCUCCAACCAGAGAACUGCUUGUGAGAGAGAAUGAGCAAGUUGAUAGCUAUUUGGUUCCAGUAAUGAUUUCUAGAUGGCAAAGGCAUAAUUUACUACCAAGCUGCAGCAACAGGGAUGGUAGGAGGCUGUGUCUGCAAGGAGCCUUCCUUCAGUGCUUCACAGCUGCCGGCACUGUCCAAAGGGGAGGGAAAGUCCAUGGAGGUGGAUGAGAGGAGGUGCUGAGCUUGGAAUACAGAAGACACAGCGCCCCUUGGGUUAAACCUAGAUUCAGGAAGGGGAGCGAGGAAUGGCAGUUGCUAUUAUCUUCAUAAGCAGAGCGUUAUUUAUCAAACUGAGAAACAACCAGGCCCCACCAGCUCUUCCCUGCCCUCGGGGCAGCGGUUAAUUGGGACGUAAGCGAGCAGACGAUUCCCGUCAGCUCCACUAAAUACACACCCUGUUACUAUUCUUGCUACAGCAAGACAUUGGGAAGAGUGUAAGUCAGUCUUCAUAGACAUUUAUUGUACAAUGCAUAUCAUUUUAGCAGUAACAAUUUAAUAACAGCAUUAGCACUUCACUAGAAUUUGCAGAGGAUCUUAAUAUUAAGUAAUCAGGAGAUUUCACCAGGAUGCGAUGGCAAGGAUUGAGUUCUGCCCAUUUCCACUUCUAUCUUUGAUGCACUAUUUUCAAAGCAAUCUGAAGAACAGCAAAAGGCUUUGCAAGUAGCCAGGAGUUGGAAUGUGGCUUUAGUUUCCUUUGAUCUUUUUCCAACUUUUGUUUCAUCUUACGGGAUCAGUGGCUCUUAUCUGUCAUCUUCUGAAGCCUUUGCUGUUGUCAGCGUUCUCUUUAGCUGCAGCAUAUGUUCCAAGUCAGAUUUACUGAGGAAAUGCGAGAAACCACAAAAAUGGUAAAAUAUGCAACUCUGGGGCAUCUCUGCAGUGCCUUUCUUUUAAAUUCUUCACAGUAAUAACGACACAUUGAAAGUCCAUCUUAGAGCGGACUGUCUGCUUCGGAGGGAAAGGUGGUGUAAGUGCAAUUCUGUGUAAAUCCGAAUAAAAACCGUUCUGGAUGAUAAAACUUCUUCCCAGUCUGCAGGAGCAGUUGAAGAGCACUGGACGGCACCCGUGCUGUUUUGGGAAGGAUUUAGCUUUUAGGUGUGGAUUUGUCAAUGGUAAUUCUGCCACUCAUACCAUUUAUCUUGCUAGGAGAAAAAAACCCUAAUCUGCCAUCCGUAGUUCCAGUGUGGUCAGGUACAAACAUUGUAUAGAUAGCGAGUGUUCAUUUCUUCACUAAAUGCAUAUUUAUAGCGUAGAUAGGAACCAUUUGUAAGGUAAGUCCUUUAAAGUUCUCUAAUAUUAAAAAUAGUGGUUAUUGGUCUGAUAUAUGCUGCUCUUGAUUCUACACACUAGACAAAAAAAGCAGUGCUUUGUGAAAUGCAGUGUUUCUUCUUAAUGCCACUGGUGAUAGGAAGUAGUUCUCUUCAGUUCAAAUCCUGUGCCCUUACUUGCUGCUUGCUACCGUAAGCAAUAAUCCCUCUCUAGUGGUAUCUAAGUGUUCUGUAUCUCGUACUUUGGUUGUCUAUCUGGUGACGAUGUAAAGAUAUUAGGCUAAUAUAAAAGUAUCUCAUUGUAUUUAUUAACUGUUGAUACUGAGAUUCAGUCUGUGACCUGUGUUUUGUAUUUUUAUCGUGUAUCUUAGUGGUGGUGAAAUUUGUAUCACGAAUCUUUCCAAUAAAGAGCUGAAGUAUCCCUUUUCUGCGUUAACACAGCCCGCAUCAGUUCCAGUUCCCGUGUUAACCGUGUUUGCAGAACUAGGAGGUAGGCAGUGGCUACAGUUUUGCUUUGGUUUUUCUUUGUUAAAUUGCAGAGGUUUUGAGGAAGGGGCUCCAGGCUCUCUGUCUGAGGCUGCUCAAAACUUGCUCGUAAGCUCUUCACUGUGAGUACGGGCGGGAUCCGCUCGAUCCCCGCUCGGGUAGGUUCCUGUGUUCACUUUCCCAUGUGCAGCUCUGAGGGCUGCCAGCGCAGCACAGCACCGGCCAGGGAGCUGGAAACCCAUUGCGAUUUGCACUAAAGGUGGGUGGAAGUGCAUGUAUAUAACUUUACCUACAAGUGCCAUCCGUGUGAGUUCAGACCAUGCAGUAGUUGCUUUGGGCUGCGUUGUGGCAUCGCAGAUGGUACCUGACACCACAGAUGUGUCCUCAGACCUGCGGGGUGGUUGCAAGGCCGUGUCCUGGGGGCACAGCACAGGAGGCCUCCCUAGUUCUGUGUUUAUACGUGGCUGCUGUAGUCCAGGUCCACGAUCUCCCCCCUAAACCCUCCCCAACCUGGCAAUGUUCUGUGGGGAAAAACGUACUGAGAAAGAUUGGUCUAAAUUAGGGGCUGGUUUAGCACAGCUCAUUCACUAGUUGCAUAAAGCCAUGGAAGGGGAUACUGCAGCUUUGGUCACGUCUGUAAUUUAGGAUAAUCUUUCUUUAAUUCAUUUCCUCUUUGCAACAGGAACAAAACUUUCAACCCUUGUAUCAUGUGCAAUAAGUAAUAACAAAGCAUUAACUCAACCUCUGACUUCAGUGUUCAGGCCCUUUCCCAGUCCUGGCUCACCGGGCGAUUGCACUGUACUUGCCAGCAUUAAAGCUAAAGAAAAAAAUGAAUCCCACCUUGUAGGGUCUUGUACAACUGUUGUGUGUCACAAUUGUGUCGUGUUUGGUUCCUUCUUCCCACUAGAAGACAUCUUGGAACAAGAACAGAGGCCACUGGCUGAGUUCACCCUGAGCACGCAUGUGGCCAGCUGAGCCCAUGCUCAGCAGUGGCAGUGGCUGUUGUGUGAUCUCCUUCCCAACACUCAUGGUCUUUACCAGGUGACUGAAUUAAAGCUUAACCCUUUACCAGUGCUGGGACUUUCCAUUUGCGACUUUGUUCUGCAGUUCACUGAUGAGUUUAGUUAUAACCAUGUAUUAGUCAUCCAUAUUUUAUUUAUGAAGGCUGUUUCUACAGGAAAAACUGUUUAAGUUUUACCAAUAUCUUAAUAAAACAGUAAUUUAAACCACA
Molecule: messenger RNA, 6242 nt
Organism: Colius striatus (speckled mousebird)
Lineage: Eukaryota; Metazoa; Chordata; Aves; Coliiformes; Coliidae
Gene: PPM1E
Product: protein phosphatase, Mg2+/Mn2+ dependent 1E
Exons: 7
Coding region: 81-2279 (732 amino acids)
Biological process (GO): protein dephosphorylation; negative regulation of protein kinase activity
Molecular function (GO): cation binding; protein serine/threonine phosphatase activity
Source: RefSeq, a predicted model, not a curated record